UCUUGGGUCUUUUUUUUCCAAGUAUCAAAGACAAAAUCAAAUAUCCAAAAAUCAAUCAAAAAGUGUUAAUCAACACAUACAUAUCAAACUUGAUACAUGAUGCCUGUUCUCGACAAACUCGACAAACUGAUCCACCCGAAGAAGGCACCUACUACGGAGGCACCUCCAGCUGAGGAGGACCAAGCUCCACAACCCACGGCGACUGAAGUCCCGGCUGCAGCACCACCGGCGGUGGAAGCCACCCCUGAGACCACGCCGGAAACACCCAAGCGCAGACAGUCCAUCGUCGACAAGAUAGAGGACAAGGUCGACAAGAUCCUACACCACAGGCGCUCGAGCAGUGCUGAAAGGAAGACCGAGACCCCGGAAGAAGGUGCUGCUGCUGCCGCCGGCAAAAAGGAAAGGUUUCAUUGGCCUCACUUGGGGGGAAAAGGCCAAGCGAAAGAAGAGAAGAAGCCUGAGCAACCUGAAGAGCCGGCUGCUGAAGGUGUGGUCCCACCUACACAGUAGGUUACUCGUUGAAGAGUUAUUGGGCCAGAGUUGGCCAUGGAUGGGUAGUACCGACACGGGAGAUGAGAGACAAAGGAACAGAAGACGUGGAUCAUGAUGAUGACGAUGAUGACUGAGAGAGCAUGGAUAGUCGUUUUGAAGCGUUGGACGGAUGAUACCCCCAGCGAAGAAGGACCGAUGAUUCGGCUUCCUUCUCGCUUUGUGCGCACUUUUUCUGUCUUUCUUUUGCUCGCGAUGAUACCCCCUAUUUGCUAUUCUCGAGAGAUACCCCAAGACUUUUGUGAUGGGCAAGGAUGAAAGGAGAGAAGUGAUGGAAACACGUCUCAUUAAUUAUUGUUUUAAUUGGACUUUAUCAAUUCUGAUCUCACUCGACUACUCUAGUUUUAUUUUUCUUAAACACGGUUCAAAUAGUGCAAUCACUGAUGCAGGUAAUAAUGAUAACAAUUGAUCAAGGAUUAGAA
Molecule: messenger RNA, 971 nt
Organism: Exophiala oligosperma
Lineage: Eukaryota; Fungi; Ascomycota; Eurotiomycetes; Chaetothyriales; Herpotrichiellaceae
Exons: 2
Coding region: 97-510 (137 amino acids)
Source: RefSeq, a predicted model, not a curated record